Erinaceus europaeus (western European hedgehog) is the source of this 3963-nucleotide messenger RNA. RefSeq names its product intraflagellar transport 56 (gene IFT56). The record is from RefSeq and is a predicted model, not a curated record. Lineage: Eukaryota; Metazoa; Chordata; Mammalia; Eulipotyphla; Erinaceidae. The transcript has 18 exons. Bases 197 to 1861 code for a protein of 554 amino acids. Gene Ontology annotation, molecular function: intraciliary transport particle B binding; protein binding. Gene Ontology annotation, cellular component: ciliary basal body; ciliary base; intraciliary transport particle B. Gene Ontology annotation, biological process: intraciliary anterograde transport; intraciliary transport involved in cilium assembly.
CACUUGCAACGGCAGAUGCAGUGCAGAACCAAUAUACCGAGUCAUAUCUGUUUCCCUCCGGAGCACUUUUUUUCUUACGGACCUGCCGGGCGGAGGGGUUGCCGUGGAGACGGAAGAGCGGUGCUGAUGCGGAGAGGACCUCACGCCCAGCCGGUGCUGUCCACCUGCCUCAAGGGGCCCCGGGACCGACGCCAAGAUGAUGCUCUCAAGGGCCAAACCCGCCGUGGGCGGGGACCUGAUGCAGGCAGACAAAAGAAAAAAGAAGAGCGGGAAGAUCCCAAAGCUGGAAGAGCUGCUCUCGCAAAGAGAUUUCACUGGAGCUAUCACCCUGCUGGAGUUCAAACGUCAUGUUGGAGAGCAAGAACAGGACACCAAUCUCUGGAUUGGUUAUUGUGCUUUUCAUCUUGGUGACUAUAAGAGAGCUUUGGAGGAAUACGAAAAUGCAUCUAAAGAGGAAAAUUGCAAUCCUGAAGUCUGGGUGAACCUAGCCUGUACCUACUUUUUUCUUGGGAUGUAUAAGCAAGCUGAGGUAGCUGGAUUUAAAGCUCCAAAAAGUCGACUUCAAAACCGCCUCCUCUUCCACUUAGCUCAUAAGUUUAACGAUGAGAAGAAAUUGAUGAAUUUUCAUCAGAACCUCCAGGAUAUCACAGAAGAUCAGCUGAGCUUGGCUUCCAUCCACUACAUGCGGUCUCACUACCAAGAAGCAAUCGAUAUCUACAAGCGGAUCCUACUAGAUAACAGGGAAUACCUUGCCCUCAACGUUUACGUGGCCCUGUGCUACUACAAGCUGGAUUACUAUGACGUGUCCCAAGAAGUUCUGGCUGUUUACCUGCAGCAAAUCCCUGAUAGCACCAUCGCACUCAAUCUUAAGGCCUGUAAUCAUUUCCGCCUUUACAACGGCAAGGAAGCUGAGGCAGAACUCAAAAGUCUGAUGGACAAUGCUUCCUCUUCCUUUGAGUUUGCAAAAGAACUCAUCAGACACAAUCUGGUCGUUUUCCGAGGUGGUAAGGGGGCUCUGCAGGUCUUGCCACCCCUGGUUGACGUCAUCCCUGAAGCCAGGCUAAACUUAGUGAUUUAUUAUCUGCGGCAAGAUGAUGUACAAGAAGCUUAUAACUUAAUUAAGGAUCUGGAACCUACUACUCCUCAGGAGUAUAUCCUCAAAGGAGUGGUCAAUGCAGCUCUUGGCCAGGAGAUGGGUUCGAGGGAUCAUAUGAAAAUCGCCCAGCAGUUCUUCCAGUUGGUAGGAGGCUCAGCGAGUGAAUGUGAUACAAUUCCAGGGAGGCAGUGCAUGGCUUCCUGUUUCUUCCUGCUUAAGCAGUUUGAUGAUGUCUUGAUUUACCUCAACUCAUUUAAGAGUUACUUCUGUAAUGAUGACAUCUUUAACUUCAAUUAUGCCCAAGCCAAAGCUGCCACAGGCAAUACCAGGGAGGGUGAGGAGGUUUUCCUUCUAAUCCAAAGUGAGAAGAUGAAAAAUGAUUACGUCUACCUCAGCUGGUUAGCUCGGUGCUAUAUCAUGAAUAAGAAGCCACGACUAGCCUGGGAACUUUAUCUUAAGAUGGAAACUUCCGGCGAAUCCUUUAGCCUCUUGCAGCUUAUUGCUAACGACUGCUACAAGAUGGGCCAGUUUUACUUUUCAGCCAAAGCAUUUGAUGUCCUAGAGAGACUGGAUCCCAACCCCGAAUAUUGGGAAGGCAAGAGGGGUGCCUGCGUCGGCAUCUUCCAAAUGAUCUUAGCCGGGAGAGAACCCAAAGAGUCACUCCGAGAAGUACUCCAUUUACUGAGAAGCACAGGUAACACGCAAGUAGAGUACAUCAUCCGGAUCAUGAAGAAAUGGGCCAAGGAGAACAGAGUGCCUAUCUAAAGCAGCCCGAGUUCCCAGGAAGCCCUCGCCCUGUGACAGAGGUUGGGAAUCACUUCUCCCACCUGGUGUGCUGGAAGAUGCACGACUGUUUCACUGAUAUUUUUCUUCCUCGCUCUUCAAGCCUCAAAGGCUUGCUCUCCAUGCUCGGCACAGUGCAUGCCGUGGCCCCUGUGUGAUCAACUAGCAAUAAGACUUUGGACUUGUCUGGUGCCUUCCUUCCAGAAAUAUCCCGAGUAUUUUCCUGUCAUUUAUCAGCUUUAAAAACAGCAUAGUUUUUUUUCUAAGUAUUGGCGUUCCUUGGAUUUUUCUUGUCACGGCAAUAACAAAUGCCUUUCAUGCUCAAGAAUCACUACCAUUCUAUCUAAUCUUAUUGCAAGCCAUCUCUGUCCACUGUCCCAUCUCACUGGGGGAUUCCAUAAAAGGCUUUUAUCAUGCAUAUCUCACCUUGGGGAAAGCAGAGCUUAUAAAGAUUCUAAGAAUAGGCUGACUCUUUCAGUAACUGAAUUCUUGAUGCUAGCAACAUGUUACUUUGGAGUCAUGUGAAUAUUGCCCUCUUCAAACAUUUCUCAAACUGUGAAAACCAUCCAGGUGGCUCAUCUAGUAAGGUGUCUAGGAAGCAAAGUAUACGAACCCUCUGGAUUCACAUCUCCAUCAGAAUUUCAGCAAAAAGGCAGGUAACGUGUUUUGUUUUUGUUUUCCUUUGACUGGCUUGUUAAUCUUCUGAAAGUAGUGCCACAAAGAUUAUACAUACCUCCAUGCAUGGAGAUCAUUUUUAAGGCAAUGAUGUGAGAGUGGGGGUUGGAUAGGCCCUUUGAGGGAACUCCUCAUGGCUAGAUGCUCUGUGCCAGGUCAUAUCCUCACCCCACAUAUUUGAACUCUUAAAACAUACAUUUGUUACACAGCUGAGCAUUCUGAGGCCCCACAACCUAGUUUCAAAAAACACUUAUAUUUUUUUAUGUACUGAACUUUUGUUUCUGCACCAGCUACUUUUUCCUGGGGUCUCAGGUCCCCAGUGGCAUGGGUGUAGAAAGCAGAGAGCCAGCCUGAUCCAGCUUGCAAACUGAAAGUCCUGACUCCUUAAAGGACUGAAGGCAGAGACCUCCUGUAAGCACUGCGUCAGUUGUUCCACUAGGAGGGGCAGAGAAGACUGGUGACCACACAUGGCCUUUGUCCUUUGGACAGUUGCAAGAGGCUUUUACCACCAAUUCAGGAAGACGAAGACAGUCACUUUCCCCUUCUUAACACAGAUCUAAUCAGUUCAGAGCACAAAUCAAAACUAACCAACCCAAAUAACUGAUUUCGGGGGGUGGAGGGAAUCACAUUCUCUUUCAUAGACCGCAGCUUCUCUCUUUCUUCAUCAUUAUUAGUCCAGUUUUUUUUUUUUUUAACAAAUAGUCCUCGGCAGCUAAGGUACUAGAUGGGUGACGCCUGAGUAGAGCUUUCUCUCUCUCACCUUUAGAAUCCUCAUGAUGCUGACUUACCUCACUUAAAAUAUCAGGAAACCUGCCGUGGGAAACAAGCAGGUAGAAGUCUAAAGUCAUUUUGGCAAGGAUUAUUUCUCUUCCAUUUCCCACUAUUGUUUUCACCUGCCCUCUGCUAAAAAAAAAAAAAAAAAAAAAAAGCUUUGUCAUUGACGGCAGUUUACUUUUAAAUAAACUUUUGGUGAAUUUAACAUUCUGCCUUCUUCCUACUAGUAAGCUACCUAUUGAGUGAAAGAAUAAGGUAUUCCCCAAAUUGCCAGAAUUUUCUUUUUUUACUAGUUUUUAAAUCAAUAGAAUUGAAACAAAAAGCACAAAGACCAGCUUAGUUGGCACCCUCCAAUUCUGGUCUUAAAGCUAACUGCUUCCAAAAUGUCUCUGGAAGGCUCCUGUGACUGCAGAAAAGCAUCACCUGGCUUGUUUCCUCACAGGAAGUGAUGGGGGGGGGGGUUCCAGCACAGGAGUGUAGUAUAAUAUGUACGGUUCACAGCAUCCAUACACUAUUUAUAGCCUGGAGCAAAGAUUACUUGCACAUGGGAAAAGAAUUUUGCAAUUAUUUUUGUACUUUGAAUCAAUUAUUAAAUUCUCCUGUAAUGUGUUCAAAUUAAAGUUUAUGAUUCGGUC